Molecule: messenger RNA, 2760 nt
Organism: Helianthus annuus (common sunflower)
Lineage: Eukaryota; Viridiplantae; Streptophyta; Magnoliopsida; Asterales; Asteraceae
Product: AP-1 complex subunit mu-2-like
Exons: 11
Coding region: 1-1287 (428 amino acids)
Biological process (GO): vesicle-mediated transport; intracellular protein transport
Cellular component (GO): cytoplasmic vesicle; clathrin adaptor complex
Source: RefSeq, a predicted model, not a curated record
AUGGCUGGAGCCGUUUCAGCGCUUUUCAUUCUCGAUAUCAAGGGCCGCUGUUUGAUCAGUCGUCACUAUCGUGGUGAUAUUUUAUCCGUUGAAGCCGAGAGAUUCUUCACAAAACUUCUUGAGAAUGAGGAAGAUAUUGAGGCUCAAGGUCCAGUAGUAUUUGAUAACGGCGUGUCUCACAUAUUCAUUCGACACAACAAUGUAUACUUAAUGGCUGUAUCCAGGCAAAACUGUAACGUUGCUAGCCUCAUUGCAUUUCUCCACAAGUUAGCCGAUGUUUUCGAGUAUUAUUUCGAAGAGUUGGUUGAAGAAUCUCUUAGAGAUAACUUUGUUGUAGUGUAUGAAUUACUCGACGAAAUGAUGGACUUUGGUUACCCACAAUAUACCGAAGCAACGAUUUUAAGCGAGUUUAUCAAGACUGACGCUUAUAGGUUGGAAGUUACACAAAGGCCUCCAAUGGCUGUAACCAAUGCGGUCUCGUGGCGAAAUGAAGGAAUAUAUUACAAAAAGAAUGAAGUAUUCCUGGAUGUGAUUGAAAGUGUUAACAUACUAGUCAAUAGUAACCGACAGUUGAUUCGGUCAGAAGUUGGCGGGGCGUUAAAGAUGAGAACGUGUUUAAGUGGAAUGCCUGAGUGCAAGCUUGGGCUUAACGAUAGAGUUCUAAUGGAUGCACAAGAUCGGUCUUCAAAGGGGAAAUGCAUUGAUUUAGAAGACAUCAGAUUUCACCAAUGUGUACGUCUAGCGCGCUAUGAAAAGGACCGCACAAUAUCUUUUAUUCCUCCUGAUGGAUCAUUUGAUCUAAUGACAUAUAGGAUUAGCACUCAGGUGAAACCGUUAAUUUGGGUUGAGGCUCAAAUCGAAAAACAUGCGAGAAGUAGGAUUGAGAUGCUUGUAAAAGCUAGAAGCCAAUUUAGAGAGCGAAGUAACGCAACAAAUGUCCAAAUUAGCAUACCCGUGCCAUCCGAUGCUACAAAACCAAUUGUUCGAACAACAAUGGGAGCCGCUUCAUAUGCUCCUGAACACGAUUCGCUUAUAUGGAGAAUAAGGUCAUUCCCCGGUGACAAGGAGUAUAUGUUAGGGGCCGAGUUUAGACUCCCGAGUGUCGCUUAUGAAGAUCCAACCCCAAACAAAAAAACUCCUAUACGUGUGAAGUUUGAGAUACCGUAUUUUACUGUAUCUGGUAUACAGGUUCGUCACCUGAAGGUUAUCGAAAAAAGUGCUUACCAGACACUACCAUGGGUGAGAUACAUAACAAUGGCUGGUGAAUAUGAAAUAAGACUACAGUGAAACCCGGGUCAAACUCGAGAGUUGACCAGUUUCCAUAUGUGAAAUAAGUCUCAACUCUUAACUGCUACUUUAAUGUCUAGUUUAAUACAUAGAUUUGUAACCAAACAAACAACAUUACUGUAAUUUGUUGUUGGUAUAAUGGUUAGUCACAUAUGCAUGUUACUAGGAGACAAGAUUGUGUGUUCAAGCCUCCACCACUUCUCAUUUAUUUUAAAGAUUGUGACUUUGUACCGUAUUCAUUUACUACAGUACUGUUGGGUUGAUUCACAGAUACUUUUUUUAUCUAUAUCCCUCGUGCUUUCUAUAAAAAAAAUGUUUUGAAUAUUAUUUUAAAAAUCAUACCGGUUUAAUAAUAAUUAGAUUUUUUGAAUUAAGUGAAUUUAGAUGUAUUUAUUGAAAACAAACUUUGGGCACUUUGACCUUGUUCCACCAAUUCGACUAACUCAUCCUUCAACUAUCACGUUAUGGUUUAAAAAAUGUGAUUAGUUGAUUUAGGUUGGACCCCAUCUUACAAUUCUCUCACGGAGAUUAAGGGGGUAAUGCCUCCCCUUUUGGUGCCCCCUUUAACCAGCAUGACAUGAUGUUUAAAGUUUUGGGUGAGGUGGCAUGGGUGUCACAUCACUGCCAAUGAGACAAUAAACUUUAACUAACACAUUCUUUAACUAUCACCUUGCGGUUUAAGAAAAAAAAACAAAAAAGAAAUUGUGAUUGGUUGAUUUGGGAUGGACCCUAUCUCACAAUUCUCUCACGAGCGUUAAGAGGAUACCUCUCACGAGCGUUAAGAGGAUACCGCCUCCCCUCUUGAUGCCCCCUUUAAUCAAGAAUGAUAUGGUGUUUAACCUACGUUAAAUACACGUUAUCACAGCCUUUAAACAAACUUACAAAAGAAUACCGACAACCACCAACGCCGCCGCCACAACCAUAGUAUCGAAGCAAGCACGAAAACCAAAGCGAUAUGUAUUACACAAUCCAACCACUGUUGUACCAUCAUCGUCACCAAAGUCCACAGAACCAAAGAGACCCAGGCAUAAAAGAUUUAAGGACGUUGAAGAUCCGUCGCCGCCAUAAAUGGCCAGAAAUGGCCAGUAAAGCCACGCGCAACGGUGGACAAAAUCCCCUCUCUGUUUCUCUCUCUACAAAAUGAGGCAACUGCCAUAGACGGCCAAACGAAAGCCAAAGGAACCACGCAGGUCGCGGAAAAUGAGUGAAUAGAAAACAAAUAGCCACACACAAGAAAGUAGCCACGCACACGAAAGUUGCAAAUUAAUAAAGGGUUAAUAAGAGUAUAUUAAACCAAAACCUGCUAGCCAUUGUAACCAAAGAUAUUCAAUAACCGUUGAAAAUUGACCGAACCAUCCAAAUUAAGCUAAAUCGGUCAUCCGGCUAAGCUAGAACUAACAUAUUUAAGUUCACGUUUUGAAAAACAUGGUUUCACAGUUCGAACACUUUAAGUUAAAAAAAACUACACCCAAA